AUGUCGGGCUCGGGUCCCGAUGUCGUUCGCAUCAAGCGCAAGCGCUAUGAGCAAGCGCCGGAAGCACUGAUGGUCGAGCGGCCAGGCAAGAGACAGCAUACCCAGGAUGUCCAUUACGUGCUCAAGAAGGAUACCACAGAUGCCUCGCAAGGAGGACUGUUCUCGGGGCACAGCGCUGCGAACCCGCCAGCUACCUCACGACCCUCGCCCUCGCAUGCUCCAGGCAGUGGUCUAGACUCGCCUGUGAGCGCCAUCAAGGAGCGUAGGAUCUUCCACCUGAAGCGCCCCAGCACGCCGGAGGCUGGCAUCAAGAAGCGCAAAACAAAAGAUAACGAGGAUGUCAUCGCGACUUUCAUCGAGCGCCGAAGCAAGAAGAACGCGCAAGAUCUUCUGCAUCUAGCCAAGGGCGGGAAUGACGCUGGUGCAAGUCCUGCGCCUGCCGAUAACCUCAAGCGGCCGGGCAGGGGAUCUGCUGUUCGUGCGGGUGGACGGCAUGGCGCAGGUGCGCCAACCUUCGGCGGUGCCAGUACUGCGGGGCCUACCAUGGUCGCAGUAGCAAAUUCGUUGAAUCAAUUCGCUAUGGAAGAGGCAGCAAAGGAACAGCUUCCACCAAGGCCCAAAGUGACCGCCAAGCCUAAGCUUCCUCCGCAGCGCAGCCGAGAAUUGCAUCAACAGAGGAUUGCAGACAAAGCUGCGCUCGACCACCAACGAGACACCGAGAUGGACAUGGACGAUGAUGCCGACUAUGUCUACGAUACCUAUGUCCUUGCUCCAGUCCCACAAGCCGGCAACGCUCAGGUGAGCGCGCAAGAUUCCGGUGGGAACGUGGGCUACCUGGUCAUCACCGAGGAGGACCAGGCUGCAUGGGAGACCUACAUUGAAGACGAUCCUAGCGAUAAAGACUGGGACAGUAACGAAGAUGACGAGAACGCCGAGGACUGGUAUGGCGCUGACUAUCCUGAUGAUGAAGUCGCCUCGGAUGAUGAAUACGGUCGCAACGCAUAUGGCUAUCGUGCUCACGGAUCAGACAACGAGGAGUGGGACGCUGACACUGGCAACUUCAGCGAUGAUGAGUAUGAGCGGCAGAUGAAUCCGUGGCGCAAGAAGAUUCCGGAGAAGUUUUCGGGGUAUCUGACAGGUGCGGUUAAGGGCGUCGCCGAAGAUGAGGACGAAGAUUAA
Molecule: messenger RNA, 1179 nt
Organism: Fulvia fulva
Lineage: Eukaryota; Fungi; Ascomycota; Dothideomycetes; Mycosphaerellales; Mycosphaerellaceae
Exons: 1
Coding region: 1-1179 (392 amino acids)
Biological process (GO): protein import into nucleus
Cellular component (GO): cytoplasm
Source: RefSeq, a predicted model, not a curated record